GAUUUUGAUGUUACGAAAGACGGAUGAAUUAGUUUCAAGGCUGCAAUACUGCAAAUGUUUAUCGUUUCCAGCUGCAUGCAGCCUACAAUGAACUGCUCCUUUUCUUAUGGUUUAUACAGUCAGUGUUUGCACAACUGUAGGGAAAAAAGCAACGACGAUUCGCCUCAUGGAUUUGCAUUCGAUAUUUGAAAAACAUUAAUGGAAAGUGAAGCAAUUUGACACGCGACUUCCGGCUGUUGCUCAUCCACAGAAUAUUGUGCUGCCUAUCUCCCAGGGAGAUCAAGUUCACCAAUAUUUGGGGAUAGAUUUCUGAUUUCCCAGCAACGAAAGAAUAUUCGUGCUCAGAUUGCCAAACUGCACUUGGGAAAGGCAUGAGCGGGCUUGCAACUUAACGUAAGCGCCCUGCACUGGCCAAAACAGCCCAGCCCCAACAGCCCGCCCAGCCCUGCCCAGCCCGCCCAGCCCGUCCAGCCCUGCCCAGCCAAACCCAUCAGAAAGUGGCCAACGUCAUCAAUAGUCGUAUCGUGCAGUGUUUGGCAGCCGUCAAUGCUCACUUCCGUACUCAGCUGAAAAGACAUCAUGGAGCGGGUACCUUGCUGUUGGUACUGGAGCAAGAAGGACGUUAGUGAUUGGCUGAGCCUCACCGGAUAUGGCGGGUACCGUGAAGUGUUCCAUCACCUGGACAUAGACGGACGAGCGCUGGCUCAGCUAGACACCCACGACCUGCGACGUAUGGGGGUCCGGAACUUUGACCACUGUCGAGAAAUGGCGGAGAACGCUCGCUGGCUCACCGGCAGAUGGCCGGAAAUACAUAUGGCAGAGUAUGAGGCGUUUCCCUUCCGCUACGACCCCGUCCAAUCAGGUGACACCCAGACUUCGUGCUCCUCUGGUACCCACAGGACGGAUGUCUACCGGCAUAUCUACAGCACCACUGGGGGUCAACACUUCUAUUUCGACCACAACGAACCUCUGACUUCAAUCAGAUGAAAAUUAUCACGUGAUUACGCACAGCGACGUACGGGAAAAAGGAGUCUAAAAAUAAAGCUCUGGUUUCAACAUGAAAAAAACGUACAUUCCUCAAGAAGUGGGGUACUCUUUUCCCUGUCUUCUGUGAAGCAGGUGGAGUGAAGUAAAAAGAAAACAUCCCCCCCCCCCCAAAAAAAA
Aplysia californica (California sea hare) is the source of this 1164-nucleotide messenger RNA. RefSeq lists its product as uncharacterized. Gene Ontology annotation, molecular function: protein binding. The record is from RefSeq and is a predicted model, not a curated record. Lineage: Eukaryota; Metazoa; Mollusca; Gastropoda; Aplysiida; Aplysiidae. The transcript has 5 exons. The coding region runs from base 580 to 987 and encodes 135 amino acids.